AUGGCGGAACUUCAACAAUUUGGGGCCCUUGUGGCACAAAUGCUCGAUUGCGAUAAUGCCAAAAGAAAAGCAGCUGAAGAGCAAUAUGAACAGAUCGAUCAUAUCACGAAAAUCACCAUGCUCUUCCGGCUGUACCAAGAAAAGACGAUUCGCUCUAUGGCACUCGUGCUCACCCGACGAUUGUGGGACUACGAUUUCGAGGCGGCCUGGGAGAAGCUCAACGAGGCGCAGCGCGACCAGUACCUGGACGGAAUUUUCCACGCCACCACAGAAGAAACCAGCUUGCCGCUGAUGAAGAAGCUGGCCGACAUCAUUGCUCAAUUUGGCAUGAAUCUCAUUGAUGACGAAACUGGCGCGCAGAAAUGCCCCAAAAUCAUCCAAUUCAUUGAGCUGUGCAGCUCGUCCGACAACCCCAAUUUGAAGGUGGUAGCAAUGGCCAUUCUCGAGAAUGUGCCCAACGUCUUCGGCUCUGAUUUGGACAAGUACGUGCCCGGCGUGAAGAGCAUUUUCAACGCUGGCCUCAAUCACGAAGCCGGCUUUGUGCGCUCGUCGGCCGUCAAGGCCUACAGCGCCUUCCUCUGCGACAACGAGGAGAAUGACAAGGUCAUCAAGGGGCUCGUUCCUUUCAUCGGACAGGUCCUCAAGAUCUGCCAACACAUCGUGGCCACCGAAGAUGAGGAUGAUGUGCCGCUCCAAUCCGUUGCCGAUCUGGUCACCACCAUUCCGAAGCCUCUUGGCCCACACAUCAACGACAUCAUCACUUUCUCGCUUCAGACGGUCAACAACGCCGAGACCAACGAGAUCUUCCGUCAUUCUGCCCUCGAAAUCUUGGCAUCGCUCUGCGAGGCGGCCCCCAACAUGGUCAAGAAGCGCGCACAGGCUCAUAUUAGCCCGAUUGUCCAAGCUUGCAUCUUCAUGAUGACUGAUUUGAACGAUGAGCUCGAAGACUGGCUGGCCGUUGAUGACGCGGAAGACGAGACCGAAGAGGAAACUGCCGCCAUCGGCGAGACUUCGUUGGACCGAAUCGCUUGCGCUCUCGGAGGAAAGGCUGUGCUCGAGCCGUCGCUUGCCGCCGUCAACAGCCUGCUUGUCGAUCCCGACUGGAAGAAGCGCCACGCGGCCGUAUUUGUCCUGUCCACCAUCGGCGAGGGAUGCCAGCGUUCGAUGGAGCCCAAGAUCCAGCCGAUCGUCGAGAAGCUGAUCCCGUAUCUGAAUGACCCGCACCCUCGUGUCCAAUACGCCGUCUGUAACGCUCUGGGACAAAUGUCAACGGAUUUUGCGCCGCAUCUCCAGAAGCACUGCCACGAGAAGGUCGUGUCUGCUCUGCUGAGCUGUCUCGUCAGACUGGACUGCCCACGUGUUGCCGCCCACGCCGGCGCCGCCCUCGUCAACUUCACCGAGGACUGCCCGAAGAACAUCAUCCAGCCCUAUCUACCUAAGAUCAUGGAAAGCCUGGAGCAAGUCCUGGAGGCCACGUUCAAGCAGCUGGUCGAGAAGAACAAGAAGCUCGUGCUCGAGCAGGUGAUCACCACCGUCGCCUCGGUUGCCGAUUGCGCCCAAGAUCUCUUCGUGCAAUACUACUCGCGCAUGAUCGGGCCCCUCAAGUACAUCCUGCAGAAUUCGGAAGCCGAUGAGUACAAGCUCCUCCGCGGCAAGACCAUCGAAUGCGUGUCGCUGAUCGGGCUCGCUGUUGGCCGGGAAACAUUUGCUGACGAUGGCCGACAAAUCAUGGACAUGCUCGCCAGCACCAUCCCGAACCUUGCCCCCGACGAUCCGCAGACCAGCUACAUGAUCAGCAGCUGGACCCGUAUCUGCAAGGUUCUCGGCCCUCUCUUCGCCCCCUACUUGCCCAUCGUCAUGCCGGCCAUCAUGCGCUCCGUCGAGUACAGCCCCGACUUGACGAUGGUUGAAGAGGAGGAAGUCGACCAGAGCGAUCCGGCUUGGACCUACCAGCCGAUGGGCGACAACAAGCACUUCGGCAUCCGCACCGCCGGCCUUGAGGAGAAGGUGACCGCCUGCGAGAUGCUUGUAUGCUACGCUCGCGAGCUCAAGGAACUGUUCGCCCCGUACGUCGAACAGGUACUGACGCAAGUGCUGAAGAACCUGAAGUUCCUCUUCCACGAGGGUGUGCGCUCGUCGUCCGCCGAGGUUCUGCCCGGUCUCCUCGAGUGCUGCAAAGAUCAAGGCGUCGAGGUCAUGCUCCGACUCUGGCAGGUUUACAUCCCGGCUCUGCUGGAGGCCAUCAAGGCCGAGCCCGAGCUCGACGUCUUGACUGACCAACUGGCCGCUAUUGCUCAAAGCGUGGACGUGCUGGGAGGAGCCAUCGGCCCGGCAGGAUUCCAAAUGAUCGCCGAAGUGCUGAAGGAACAACUUGAGGGCUUCGAGACGCGCCGAGGUGAACGUGAGGCUAAGGAGGUUGACGAGGAUGCUGAUCCCGAAGAGGCCCACGACAAUGCUGACGAGGAGGCCGAAAGCGACGCCGCUGUGUUGUCAAGCAUUGCUGACAUCUUCCACGCUUGCUUCAAGAACAUCGGUCCUCAGUUCUACCCCUACAUCGAGCCACUGCUCGACGGCAUCGUAAAGAUGAUUGACCCGGCUCGCGACUACACCGACCGACAGUGGGGCGUCUGCAUCGUCGACGACCUGAUCGAGUUUGCUCCCCAGGAGGCUCAUCGUGCCCAAGGUGCUUUCGUGUCUCGCCUUGUCGCCGGACUGAAAGACCCCUACCCAGAAGUCAAGCAGGCCGCCGCUUACGGCUUCGGCGUGAUGGCUCUUCAAGGGGGCAUCUUUACUGAUGUCUGCGUGCAAGCCCUGCCUCACCUCGCCGAGAUGAUUGGCGCUCCAGAUUCACGAGCUACGAACGAAGGCACCAUCGCCACCGAGAACGGCAUCUCCGCCGUCGCGAAGAUCCUGAAGCACUGCAGUGGCCAGAUCAACCCGGCACAAGCCAUCCCGCUGUUCAUCUCGUGGCUGCCCACCUACCACGACGCCGAGGAGUCUGUCCACAUCUACGGGCUGCUGGCCGAUUUGAUUGAGACGAAUAACCCUGAUGCCAUACACAACGAGGCUUUCGAGGAGGGCAAGGAAGAAGCUGAGAUGGUCAAGGGACGUUUGGUGCAGAUCCUGCGAGUUGUCUCCGCCGACCACAGCAUCGUGCAAACGUGUGUGCAACAGGCAGGACUCGACGAUGCCGAGAAGGCGACUUUGCAAAAAAUUCUGUCA
Messenger RNA from Mesorhabditis spiculigera, 3222 nucleotides. Lineage: Eukaryota; Metazoa; Nematoda; Chromadorea; Rhabditida; Rhabditidae. The record is from the annotation of a GenBank genome assembly.